Messenger RNA from Hydractinia symbiolongicarpus, 708 nucleotides. RefSeq lists its product as uncharacterized. The transcript is spliced from 2 exons. The record is from RefSeq and is a predicted model, not a curated record. Lineage: Eukaryota; Metazoa; Cnidaria; Hydrozoa; Anthoathecata; Hydractiniidae. Gene Ontology annotation, biological process: protein phosphorylation. Bases 1 to 708 code for a protein of 235 amino acids. Gene Ontology annotation, molecular function: protein serine/threonine kinase activity; ATP binding.
AUGUUGAAACUAGGCAAACUUGUAAAAGCUGUUGAAAAGCAAGAUCAAAUGAUCCAUGUUACUGAUUUUAAAUUAAGCAACAUGGAAUUGGGAAAAGGUAGCGACAUAAGCUAUUAUAUUGACAAAAGUCCAUUUGAAAAUGGUGCUAUUCGUGAAGCAUACAAAGCAAAACGUCAUAGAUUAAGGGGUGCAACAUUAUUUGUUGUAAAAAAGUAUUUUCAAAAAACUUUUGAUGAAUUAGAACUAGUUGGUGAUACACCAGAGGAGAAUGCCAAAAAGUCGGCCCAGAUGCAUUCCCUAGCACAAAAUUUUGUGUUGCAGUUAAAAAUGUUACUUCAGAGUAAAGAAUACAAAGGAAAUUGUUUGAGCUAUAACAAUGUUUCAUAUAAAACCCUAAAUAAUGAGCCUGUCACAAUUGAGGAAUUUAUUGGUGGAGAUUUUGUUAAGUAUUUUAACAAUGAUGGUACUAUUUGCCAAAAUCAUGAUGUUAAAGCACAAACCAUGGCGGAAUGUUUAGUUGAUAAACAGGGGUGUGGCUUUAAAUUAUGUGAUCCAGAAAUUGCAACAACUGAAGGCUCUUUUGACAAAAGCAAUAAACUAUUGUUUUGUUCUGGAAAUUUGUCAACCGUGGCCAAAGAAACAUUUUUUGUGCAACAAACAUGCAACAAGUACUGUUUAUUGGUGGAAUUGCCACCUCGUAACCUUUAA